CUUUAGUCCCAGCAUCCUUUGCUCGCUCUUUUUGGUCGGCCAUAUUGACUAGCAAUCAUGAAGACCAUCCAGGCAAGCCGUGUAGUGGUAUUUCCUGCUAAUGUUUCAGCUAAGCUGAAAUGCCGUGAAGUGAUUGUCACAGGACCACGUGGUACUCUUAGAAAAAAUUUCAACCACCUCAAUAUUGAACUGACGAUGUUAGGCAAGAAGAAAGUUCAAGUACAGAAAUGGUUCGGUAACCGCAAAGAGCUGGCAUGUGUGCGUACAGUGUGCAGCCACAUUGAGAACAUGAUAAAGGGAGUGACAUUGGGUUACCGCUACAAAAUGAGAUCAGUGUAUGCUCAUUUCCCCAUCAACUGUAAUAUACAAGAAAAGAAUACCCUGAUAGAAAUCCGAAACUUCUUGGGUGAGAAAGUUAUCCGUCAUGUUAGAAUGCGACCAGGUGUUACUGUUGAGAUGUCCACAAAAAUGAAAGAUGAAAUUAUCUUGGAAGGAAAUGAUAUUGAAUUGGUUUCAAAUUCAGCUGCCUUGAUCCAGCAAUCCACUACAGUCAAAAACAAGGAUAUCCGUAAAUUUUUGGAUGGCAUUUAUGUGUCCUCAAAGACAACAGUGGAAGAAGAGACACAGUAACAAGGGUUUAAAAAUGGUCAUUCAUGUACGAAUAAAAGAUUGAUUUGAGCCGUGA
Messenger RNA from Saccoglossus kowalevskii, 685 nucleotides. RefSeq names its product large ribosomal subunit protein uL6-like. NCBI's taxonomy places the organism in Eukaryota, Metazoa, Hemichordata, Enteropneusta, Harrimaniidae. Gene Ontology annotation, cellular component: cytosolic large ribosomal subunit; ribosome. The record is from RefSeq and is a predicted model, not a curated record. Gene Ontology annotation, molecular function: rRNA binding; structural constituent of ribosome. Gene Ontology annotation, biological process: cytoplasmic translation.